AUGUUUAAAUAUAUGAAUUUAGAAAAUAAUCAAGAUAACAAUCAAAAAACAAUUAUUAAUAUUAAUGAAGAAGAAAAUGAAUCUGAUGAUGGAUUAUCAGAUUAUGAAAGAGCAGAAUCAUCAAAUA
Messenger RNA from Racocetra persica, 127 nucleotides. The record is from the annotation of a GenBank genome assembly. NCBI's taxonomy places the organism in Eukaryota, Fungi, Glomeromycota, Glomeromycetes, Diversisporales, Gigasporaceae.